Daphnia pulicaria is the source of this 3111-nucleotide messenger RNA. RefSeq names its product nucleoporin NUP188-like. Gene Ontology annotation, molecular function: structural constituent of nuclear pore. NCBI's taxonomy places the organism in Eukaryota, Metazoa, Arthropoda, Branchiopoda, Diplostraca, Daphniidae. Gene Ontology annotation, cellular component: nuclear pore inner ring. Gene Ontology annotation, biological process: protein import into nucleus; RNA export from nucleus. The record is from RefSeq and is a predicted model, not a curated record. Bases 1 to 3111 code for a protein of 1036 amino acids. The transcript has 6 exons.
AUGGGCAGUGUCGAUGGCAAAUACAUCCGCUGGCAAGUGAAGGUCAACUUCUACGAAGUUGCCCUUACUGAAAUUCAGAUGCUGCUCCAACAGCUGGAUAAUCUGGCACCAAUAUACGCUAGCAAGUUCAGACAACUCAUCCUCUCGUUAGUCGAACGUUUUGGUCCACUCUCCAUUGCCACCCACGAGCUGUUGGCCAAUUCCCUUAAAUGCCUCGCCGCCGCUGUUAAAAAAUCAAACGCUUCGGAUGUGGCGGGGAAAUUAUUCAGCACUUCCGUACUUCCUUCAGUUGACCGUCAGUUGCCAUCCGUUGUUACCGGCAGUGAAAUCUUGCCUGGCGUGAUUGGCACCGUAUUGGCCGGAGUUGAGUGUUCCCAAGGAUAUUACCCUUUGACUGCCGCCUUCGUGAAAUUAACCUCGGCUUUCAUCCAGGCGGAUUUGACAGAUGAGAGAGUUGCUGUGCCUUGCAAUUUGUUCAUUCUCCGAGAAGUUCUACCAUUCUUGCUGACUAGACAAUAUGUCAGUUUAGGACAACGAGACUUGAUGAUUGGCAUCUCACUCAACUGGCUCCAUCUCCUCUUGCAAACGGAUUCGUCGAAUCAGGUGCGCCAGAUGUGCGCCCACAUCUUGCUGGAUUCACCGAGAGGAGAGGCGGAAAGCGUUGUGACGAUAGCGGCGUUUGGUUCAGCGCUGGCCGAAAUGCAGUUGAUUAAGCAAACGGAUUGGGAAGACCGUGAAGGACACGGACAGGUACUACUACGCCACAUUCGCCUGUCACUCUCCAUUCUCAACGUGCUACUCAACGAUCGUGAAGCCGCUGGAAGGAUGUCGCCUUUAGAGACCCUACUAUCUAGCCCAAGUAGCGCUGGACAACACUUUACCACCGUAUUAGCUCAUUACAUCUUUUACCGCUUUGACCUGCGAUUGGCCACACUAGCACUGAAAGUGUUAAAAUCAUGCGCUAAUCGCUGGAAAAACGUCUCUUUGCUGGCCUGCCUUGGGCAUGAUGCCUCCCUCAUACGCAAUACUUGGCUGGAUUCCCUCGAAUCGAAUUUGGAAGAUGCCGGACUAAUACGCAACAUUCUCCGCUUGAUGACCGACUCUGUUGCCUCCCAACCAGGAUUGAUGCAUAUGUUGGUCAACGGGGAUGACCGGUGCUUUAGAGCCGUCACUCGCCUUUUGUUGGAGUCGAAGGAAUUAGAAGCUUUAGAACUUGUACACCAAUUCUGGUUUCAGCGAUGCUCCCCGGCUAUCGAGUACUUCAAGGAACAACCGAAUUUCUGGCCACAACUUUGUCUACCCCUCCUUACUUCCGAUAAGGAUCCGGAAUUGAAGCGGAUAGCCCUUCUUUUCCAAAUUUUGGCUAUUGAACUCUACAACACGUGUGGAAAGAAAGUUAAUGCUGAAUUGCAGACGGUCCUCAAUCAACUGCCCUCCCAUUUGACAGAUUGGUCUGAUUUGGUGCUUAACAGUUUACCUUCGUCUUCAUCACCUGCCGGAAAAGAUAAAACGAGCUUGGAUUUUCUCUUAUCUGGAUGGUCGGACUUUCUAGUAAUGCUUGCCCAUUACGGCCCAGCAACCGAAGUUGGUACUCGUGCCAAAAUCUCCACUGAUGUACUCGAGUCCCUUACUGGACGGGCCGAGAGCGGCCACCAUUCUCCCCUGUUAGGUAAAUUAGCCGAAUUGAACUGGAUGCUGCAGUUAGUUGAGAAGAAAAGCAACAGUCAAAUGCUAUCUGGACUUGGCCGACUGUUGGUCGUUGUAGCUGAAAAAGAAUUAACCUCGUUUCCAGCUCGAUUUCAAGUGGCCGUUUUGACGAGUGCCGUCUCCGCCUUACGUUUGCGAAGUGAAACCGAUACCGACAAAGAAUUAUCUACGUGGAUGCGCUGUGUCUCUUUGUGUUCAAUCAUAGCUACCUGUAUUACAGCCUUGUGCCUAUCUCUGUUAACCGAAUUGCUCCCGGCUGCCCAAGACUUGUCCGCCAUGCAAGAGACGUUUCUGCUCCAGUCGUUAAUAUCUACCAUCCAGUUUUGCAUACAUCAUCGACGGGGCUGGGAAGUGGCCGAAACUGCUUUGGCAGUCCUUCUCGACGGGGCUAGAACAGACACUGGCAGUGCAGUCUUGACACAGCUUCAACUGGAUCAAACUCUUUGGCUGCCGUUAGAAGCCAUUUACGAAGCUCAACCUACCGUGUACCGAUUAGGAUUGCAAUUGUGCACCACUGUGUUAGGUCGACAACGGCAUUUUUUUCUUGAGCAAGCGCUGACAUUGGCUGGUGUCCACCAACAGCCCAUCACAAACAUACUACUAAAACUUCGCCAUCAGAGUAAAGACGAUCUUCUCCUCGCCAUCGAUGUCAUGGCGCUACUUCGACAGUUGUCUGUUUUCCAGCAAACUUGGCGGUUGCAGCAUUCCGGUUCCAUGCAGGGAGUUUUACAAGCUGCUUCUUCAGCUGUUUACUAUGGCAUCGCCCACUUAAUCCGAGCUGGAUCCCUCAGUCCUAUAAUGGGCACUAGUUUUGUCGAUGGGAAAGACAGUGAAGCAACUCAACCUUCUCCUGCUGUCAUGGAAUUGCAAUCCCAACUCUUGGAAUUAGUUUCUCAAGGAUUGGCCAUGCUCAACUGCUACAAUCCCCCACUUGCUGCCCUUUUGACAGAAGACGGGAUCGACGUAGCGAAAUGGGAACGACAUUUAAGUCCUAGCUUCAGCACGCCAUCGUUGGAUCAUCUUGAGGCUUCUCCCUCACUGAGCUUUGGCACCCUAAAUGCUGUUGCUUCUCAUACCUUAAGGAUACUAUCCAAACCGGAUCAACAGCCGAAUCAGCGAAAUCAUUUAACUAUGGUUCUGGAACAGUCGUUGUCACUCCUCCUAUCACAAGCUCUGUUGUACAUCCUGGACCCACGACUCUGCGCUCAAGAAAAACAAUUACUUAAACGAGAGCUUGGUGCCGAGCUGGGCAGUUUUGUUGAAUCUAUAAGAAGGCAAGCGCAAAGAGGUCCCUUUCUCCCUUCCCCAGCUGUCGCCUCUACCACCCCUCGACCAGUUUCGUCAACGGUUCAUCAGAGUUUUCUUAAACUAGUUGGGCAUAUCGUUCAGCGAAUCUUUAAAUAA